AUUGUGUCGAUCGAGUGAACUCUUCCUCUCCACCUUAACUGUAAUUUGCUGCUACUCCUCAUACCGAGAGAUACCUAGCAUUCCUUAUACGCGUUGUGUGUAUUGUUGUUUGUUGUGUAUUGUGUAUAUUUGGAUAUUUUUUGCGAACUGGACGCUAUCAUGUAUUUUAUGUGUUGUGUACGUAAUUGUAGCAGCACGCGCAAGGACGCUAUGUUACAUAAAUUUCCAUGUAACGAAAAUCGCUUAUUAAAGUGGAUUCAGUGCCUGAAAGAUGAUAAUAUAAACAUAUCUUCAAUUCAUAAUUUGUUUGUAUGUCAAAAACAUUUUGAACGAAGAUUCGUUCGUGAGAACUCGCGUCUGUUGUAUGAUGCAUAUCCGACGCUAUUUACACCUGCUGAAAUCACAACUGGAGUUCCUGAAUGUAAAGAAAAUGUGGAUCCAAAAGUUGAUCACAGUUACAGCAGGAAGAGGCACAUCGACCACACAUAUGCCAAAGAUUUACCUCCAACAUCAAGUUCUGGUGCAUGCAGGAUUGUUCUUAAACCAAGAUUGUUAUCAAAUACAAUUACUAAGAACAAAGUCGAGCUAACCAUCCCUGAAAGCAGUGCCCCAGGAUCAUGUGAAAAAACUUGUAGUGUCAUUCCACUUGAUGCUUCUCAUGUCAUGGACAGUGAGAGUAAAGAUCCUUCACGAAAUAUUCUGAGAGUUGAAGUCCGCUCUCAAUCACCUACUACAGAUGCUUGCAAAGCUAAAAUUGAGAAUACAAUUAUUACACAAACCCCUAAAAAGUCAGGAAGGAAAAGAAUAAUUCAGGCACUUAAUAAGUUAACACCCACCUGUAAGCUUAUCUACAAAGAAUACACAAAAGCCAAAAAUCAAGCUGACUAUCAUCGUCGGGCUAAAAGAGCUGUCAAAUUUGCAAAGGAGCAUUCUUUUGAAGAAAUGGCAGAAAAAAUGAACCCCUACGCUAAGAAAAUUUUUGAAAUGCAAAUCAACCUGUGCACGAAAAAGAAAAAAGGUCGCAGAUUCACAUUAGAGGAAAAACUGAUAACUUUGGCCAUAAUGAAACAAAGCCCAAAAUGCUAUCGUUUUUUGCACAAAAUUUUCAUUUUACCAUCUUCAUCAACUUUAAAUAAGAUGGUAUCCAGAUUAAAGAUUGAGGCUGGUAUCAACCCCCAAUUUUUCACUCUAAUGAAAAAAGAGGUUGACACCUGGGAGGACUCAAAAAAAUAUUGUUCGAUCCUAUUUGAUGAAAUGGCAUUGGGAAUGGGACUGUCAUAUAAUUCGAAAGAUGAUAAAAUACAUGGAUUUGUCGAACUGACUGGGAGAAAAAAUAAAUUUGCUGACCAUGUUUUGGUUUUCAUGGCACGUGGAGCAGUCCAUAAGUGGCAGCAGCCUAUUGCAUAUUAUUUUUGUGAGGGGGCUACGUCUGGGCCAGAGUUAAAAAAGAUUAUAAAAGAUAUUGUAUCGGCCAUUGCUGAUAUUGAUUUGAAACCAAUAGUCCUUGGUUGUGACCAAGGCACAGCUUUCCAAUCUGCUGUACGUAACUUGUAA
Molecule: messenger RNA, 1554 nt
Organism: Aricia agestis (brown argus)
Lineage: Eukaryota; Metazoa; Arthropoda; Insecta; Lepidoptera; Lycaenidae
Exons: 6
Coding region: 160-1554 (464 amino acids)
Source: RefSeq, a predicted model, not a curated record